AUGAACCGCCUCGUCCUACUCCUAUCGGUUGUAGUAUGUCUGACUUAUGCCCAUAUUGAUCAUCAACAAGUGUUGUUGAAGGAAAACCGAGUACCCAAGAUCCCCCACCCUCAAUUUGGAUCGGUUUGCGGAGAAUGUGAGAGCAUUAUCAAUAAGAUCGUCGCAGCCGCCAAGGACCCAGCCAAGUUGGCCGAACUGAAGUUGAUCUUGUCAGCCUUGUGCCACGAAACCUCGUACGAAGAGGAAUGUCACGUCUUCGUCAGCAAGUUGGACUUGUUCUUGGACAAGCUUCUGCCUUACAUGGUAGGUUUUAAAAACUUUGAAAUAUUGAUUUUUUUUGGGGCGGGGGGGGAAGGGAAGUUGCCAAGGCAUAAUAGGAAGGUUUUUUAAUUUUCCAUUUUUUAGCUCUGAUAAGAAGUAAAAUAUCAAAAUCAAACCAUAUAAUGACUAAAAGAACUUUUCAAAUCAAUAUUAUAGUAGCUAAUAUAUAAUAAGUAGUAAGUCAGGGUCUAAAAAUCGUUUUUACAGAAGGACGCCCACAAGGUAUGCACUGAAAUGCACUUGUGCAGAAACUCCAAGAUUGACAUGUUCCACAGAAUCGGCCUGAUCUACGCCAAGAAAUACGUCGGAAAGUUGGAUCAAUCUGUAAGUUAUUCUUUACUUUACUCUGCUUUAUUUACUUGUAUCAAAUAAUGUAAACAAAGACGGAAUAACCACGUAUUUUACAUAAAAUUACGUUCCUAGACUAAGUUUAGGGACGUAAUUUUUAAUUUUUUUGUUAGUUCUUUAGAGUGAAAUACUCUAUUGUAUGUCUAAUCUUUAGAAUAAAAUACCACAAAGACUAGCGUAAAGUAAUAUAAACUUUUACAGAACGGUCUUGUCUGUGAGGAAUGCCAAUUCGCUGCUCGUGAGCUCCAGCAUGUUGUUGAUGAUCGCCAAACCCAAGCCGAGGUCCGUCAAUUCCUGAGCCACAACGUGUGCGAGCACUUGGGACAAUACCGCGGAUCAUGUGACAUCUUGGUCGAUGACUUCUUGCCAGAGCUCUUCCAAGAAUUCCACACUCUUCUCAACGACCCCAAAGAGGUAGGUAUAGGUAUACCGGUAGAGACUUGGACUGAAAGGAUAAAAAAUAGUCGUAAUUUCUCUGAAAAAUACGGAUUUUUAUUGUAUCUCUAUACCCUUUUAGGUAAUUUUUAUAAGUUUACAAUUUAAAAUUUAAAAACUUUUCAACUUUUCAGUUCUGCGAGCACCUCCAACUGUGCCCAGCUGCUGCCCUCAAGAACAAGGAAAAGGUUAGCCGUCGCUUAAUCAAACACGUUAUGUCUAACUGAUUAUUCGUAAACGGACAUUAAUAACAUAUUUCAGCCAUGCAUAAUAAUAUUUUGAGUAAAGCUUUAAAGGUAUACUAGUUACAGCAGGAUAUAGCUGCAGGUGUCAUGGAUAAUAUAACUCUAUGUUUUUUAUAAAUUUUAAAAACAUUUAGGAUUAUUAUGAUACUUUAGUAAUCAAAAUACUAUUGUUUAUAUGAGUUUAGUCAAAAAAUACUAAAAUUGUUCUCUAGGACAUGACUAUUUUGUAGUACUGUACGUUUAGGACGAUGUUAUAGUAGAAGGCGGCUUCGAGGCCAUGAUGGAGCGUAUUAAUGGUAUAUCAGACGUACGUAAAUUCUCGGGUCUUGGCUGUGUUGAGUGCAAAAUCUUUGCUGGAAUACUUUUGAAACAUUUAAAUGACGAUAAAAAUACGGUAGGGUUACUGUAGUCGUGUUGUUUCCCUCUUGUGCUUCGAAUCGUCGUAUCUUCUCAAAACCUGGCUUAUAAAAGUUGUGUAGCUUAUAGAAACACUGUAGAAAUGUUUUUACCAUGUAAAUAGGUUCCUAUUUUGUUGCAUCUGCCAGCUGAAACCCUUAUGUUCAACAUGAUAUUGCUACAGUGCUAUGAGUCAACCCCUUAUCAUGCCCUACCUUAACCUACAGCCUCGGCAUCGUACCUCCGUUGUUACUUCAGUAGAACAUCUUACUUACUAAAAUAAGUUCAGAAAGCUCUUGGAGACGAUCUCCGUAAGUUAGUAUGUCCAAUUCUUCCACAAACUUGGUUCGACGGCUGUGAAGACUUCUUGUCCUUCUACGCUCAACCUACAGUAUACCUGGUACUGACACAAGUGACUGGGGAGAAGUUGUGUAAAGCUAUCCACGCUUGUGAUUCUGUCAGUUGUAAGUUAAUAUCAAAAAAUUCAAAACUAGAUUGCUAACAAAGAAGAUCCAUCCAGUUAAGUACCUCAAACUUAAAAUAACCUGAACCUUGUAUUCUUAUCAGUUGUGGAAACAAUUUCCGUAGCCAAGACCUCUGGCCUAGAAUGUUCGAUUUGUGAAAGUUUUGCCAAACUUCUUGGCGAAGAAUUGGCACAGCCAGAAGUCAGGAAAGAGCUUGUAGCCGAGGCCAAGCAGUCACUUUGCAGCAAACUUGGAGUGUUGAAAGAACCUUGCAACAAAGUUGUCGGCAACUUUGUUCUCAAUAUUAUCCCUAGAGUACAGUUUUACAUCGAACAUUCAUGGUUUUGUAAUGUAAGUUUUUAAUCUUUUUUAUCUUGGAUAAAGCUAGUGGACAUUUUAUAACUUAUAUUAGGUUGUUCAAAUAAUUCUGUGCCUCCUAAUCACAAAAAAUUUGCUUUGAGAGAAGGGAAUCAAUUGAACAACCUGACACUUUUUACUUUAUUUUAGUUUUUUUUUCAAUUUUUAAAAUUUUUUAAAAUAUAUUUUUUAUUCAAAAAAUUUUGAAAAAACCUUCAUUAACAUCUAUUUUUCGAAAAAGAAAGUGAAAAAAAAACAUAUUAAUGUUAUUGUAAAUAGAAAAUUGCUUGUAACUACUGAUAACGACCAUUUAUAGUUAAUCCAUCAACAAUGCUGA
Molecule: messenger RNA, 2903 nt
Organism: Bursaphelenchus okinawaensis
Lineage: Eukaryota; Metazoa; Nematoda; Chromadorea; Rhabditida; Aphelenchoididae
Source: the annotation of a GenBank genome assembly